GCGGCCGCUACAGUGCUUGUACAGCUCACUUACAAGAACUCUGAAAAGUUUUCUUUCCGUGCGCUGGAUCUACAAUGCCUGCCUCAGGCUCUUUUUCUGCCCCUCCGCAAACCCUCACUUUUGAUGGCCUGCUUUCGGACUUUGAUGGCACCAUUGUCGACUCGACAGAUGCCAUCAUCAAGCACUGGCACAAAAUCGGAGCUGAGCUAGGCGUGGACCCCGCGACAAUUCUCGCUACCUCUCAUGGCCGCCGAAGCAUUGACACCUUGCAAUUGUAUGACCCGAAGAAACCCAACUGGGAGUACGUUAGUUAUGUCGAAGGUCUCAUUCCUAAAGAAUACGGCUCCGAUGCCGUCGAGAUCCCCGGUGCGCGGAACCUCCUCUCCGCUUUGGAAGAAUCCCGCGCCCCAUGGGGCGUUGUCACUUCCGGCACACGCGCGCUGAUCGACGGCUGGCUGGGUGUUCUGAAGCUCACACAUCCGAAGGUUCUUGUCACUGCCGAGGACGUUGAGCUGGGUAAGCCUGACCCCAGGUGUUACUUGCUCGGCCGGAAGAAGUUGAAUCUGGAGAACUCCUCAUCAUUGGUUGUGCUCGAGGACGCGCCAUCCGGGAUCAAGGCUGGCAAGGCUGCCGGUUUCACGGUCAUUGCUCUGACCACCACUCACAAAUUGGAACAACUCCAGGAGGCUGGCGCGGACGUGAUCGUGGAGGACUUGAGGAGCAUCAGUGUGAAGAACGUCGAAGGGCGGGUCCAGCUGGAGAUUCGGAAUGCCUUCCAAUAAAGGGAUGUUCUAUAGGAAACACCUGGACAGCCGCAAAUAGUCGGUGAGGUUCUGUUGGCCUGCCGGACUUUUGACGACCCAUACGAUCCGUGAGGUAGAAGUUAGACUGAUAGACAGCGUUAUUGUACAUAGAAUCCCCGGAGCCUAGAUUUUCCUCAUGACGUGUGCAAAUAGAAUAUGCCGAAGCCUUGCAUUUGAUGUAAGGCUUUCUUCAGCUGGCGCUCCCCAGCCGGGCUCGUACCGAAGGACGGGGGAUAGCGGAACGGUCAACGCGGAUCGCAGAGUACUUUUGGCUACUUCCCAGAUAGGAUUAUGGGAAGACCAGGUGGCUAUAGGCAAGGCCAAAUAGACCCGAAGGAGAGCACGAGAGUCACUGCAGAGCGAGUAGUGGAUUCGAGUGAACUCACAUUGCAAAGGAGUGACCUCUCCUCUCAACACUUCAAGGGCAUAAGCUGGAGUAUUGCUAGCGG
Aspergillus calidoustus is the source of this 1252-nucleotide messenger RNA. The record is from the annotation of a GenBank genome assembly. NCBI's taxonomy places the organism in Eukaryota, Fungi, Ascomycota, Eurotiomycetes, Eurotiales, Aspergillaceae.